AUGGACGACCCGUCGGGAUCGCCGACGUCCGGCAAGGGCCGAGCGUCGCUAUUCAGCAACUCGCUCUUCCCAUCCACAUCACCAAAAUCAGGACGUCGUCCGUCAUCGCCUUCAGCAUACUCAUCUUCACCACCAUCCGAUAUCUCGUCUUCAAGGAGCGGCGAAGCAGGGCUGUUCCAGCAGACGUCGAUGGCGCUGCAGUCGUUCGCUAUCGAGUCGGUGCUAUCGGCUUCGGCCGCACCACCUAGACUACCAGUCGCUGAGAACAAGGUACCGCUCUCGCUUCCCACGACAACCAAGAACUUCCGAGGCUUCGUACAAAAGUCGGGACCUAUGUUCUGGUUCCAAGAUGGUGUAGAAGCAACACUGAUGUGGCAGGACACAAGUUGGACGCUUAUGUGGAUGGCCAUCUGGGCCAUGGUAUCAAUUUACCCUUGGCUGCUGCUUUUGGCGCCAAGUACGAUUCUCUCGGUCAUCCUUGUCAUGACACAUCGAGCUCGCUAUCAGGAUACAAUGACACCGAACAUUGUCCGCAUGGAGGUGCCCAAGUCUCCCUCAUCAAAGGCUCGCUCAGCAGACGACAAGGCUCUCAUUGCAUCUCCUGCCGAGGUUCUGGCAUACUCGACUACCUUCCCAACAAGCACGGGCGAAGGCUUUGUGCAGCCUCCACUCGUACCCAAUCCUCCCCACGAAGGCACGGUCAAAUACUAUGAGAACCUUCGAGACAUACAAAACAUGAUGAGGAUGAUUAUCGACGGUUAUGAUCUUCUCGCACCGACAGUCCCUUAUCUCAACUGGUCCUCGUACAGUCGCAGUCUGCAUAUCCUUCAGCUCGCGCUCCUCACCAAUGUCCUGCUCUUCUUCAUUGCGCCAUACCUACCAUAUCGUGCAGUCAUGUUCUUGGCAGGCGAAGGUGCUUUCAUUCUCAACCAUCCCUGGACGAAGCCUGCGCUUGAGGGUCUGGCGAAGCGCAUCCAUACAUCGAGAGAAGGCAGGAAGCUGAUCAAGAUCGCCAAAGAAGGAGGUCACAAAGUGCGCGAGUGGAUCGAACAGGAUCGACUCGAUGACCAUGUCUGGGAGAGAGGAUGGAGGAAUGUCGAGAUGUUUGAAAAUGAGCGAUUCCUUCCUUCCAAGCGUGCGGCUAGCUCAAGUGGUGUAGUCGGCGGAUGGAGCGCGCACAAUCUGCGCAUGGGUGAGCGCAUGCCUUGGACGAAAGGCCCUGACGGAUGGUCGUCUGACCAAGUCGAAGUUCUUCCUGGUCACAAGAUUGAUAUCAGCAGACAAGUCGCGAUGAAGCUCGAACCCGGAUGGGAGUGGGUUCCUGGCGAUGAGUGGCGUAUUGAUUGGGGUGGAAGCUGGUCCGCUGUCGGCGUGGACGAUGAAGGCUACGUCUACACUGAUUCGAGCUGGCAGAAACCUGCAAGCUACGCAUAUGGACAUGGUGGUGGUGUCCCUGACUAUCCUCCUUCCAUCUUUGACAUGGAAGGUGACGGUGAUCAGGAUACGCUUGUUGACGAUGAUGGCGAGUCGGAUGUCAGGAGUACUCUGCCUCCGCUCAGCACGGGCGUGAUCGACCACGAUCCCAAGAUGCGCGCUGAGACUAGGAGGAGGCGCUGGUUGAGACGAGCUGUUCGCACGUCUGCCUAA
Messenger RNA from Ustilago hordei, 1647 nucleotides. RefSeq lists its product as uncharacterized. NCBI's taxonomy places the organism in Eukaryota, Fungi, Basidiomycota, Ustilaginomycetes, Ustilaginales, Ustilaginaceae. The coding region runs from base 1 to 1647 and encodes 548 amino acids. Gene Ontology annotation, biological process: peroxisome organization. Gene Ontology annotation, cellular component: peroxisomal membrane. The record is from RefSeq and is a predicted model, not a curated record. The transcript has 2 exons.